Messenger RNA from Capronia coronata CBS 617.96, 969 nucleotides. RefSeq lists its product as uncharacterized. Gene Ontology annotation, biological process: U6 snRNA 3'-end processing. Gene Ontology annotation, cellular component: nucleus. NCBI's taxonomy places the organism in Eukaryota, Fungi, Ascomycota, Eurotiomycetes, Chaetothyriales, Herpotrichiellaceae. Gene Ontology annotation, molecular function: 3'-5'-RNA exonuclease activity. The transcript has a single exon. The record is from RefSeq and is a predicted model, not a curated record. Bases 1 to 969 code for a protein of 322 amino acids.
AUGCUGGUCGACUACACAGACUCGGAAUCGGACUCCAAUUCGAUUUCAGACGCCGGCCAGACCGAAAAAUGUAACCACGACAAGCAGAACGGUAGUGGCGACAGGACUAGAAAGCGCAAGGCUCAAGGAGAACAAGGAGAUAGAGAUACAGAACCCGUCCGAGCCAAAGUCAAGUCGAAGCCGCCUCCACAACUUCCAUCCUCCUUCCACUCACUAUACGCCACGAACGUGAGGACUUCGGCUACAGACGAUCCCUCGCUGCACGCCGGAAGAACGCGUCAAGUCCCUCACGUCGUCGGGAAUUGGCCGACACACGUCUAUCUGGAAUGGUCUCCCUCCAAAUCCGAGGUCGAGAUCCUUGACAAAUUGCUCAAGAGCGCAGAAGCUGCUCUACAGUCAAUGUCGAGCCAUAGCAUCCAAGACGUCAAACUACACAGCUUCCUACGCUCAGAGUUGGGAGCCCUACUGCCCCUUCACGUCAGUCUAUCCGCCCCCCUAGUAUUGAAGACGGAGCAGAAAACCGUGUUUCAACAAAGUCUGGUCAACAAAGUGACCAACAGCCAUCUGAAGCUGAAGCCAUUUACGGUCGAAGUGGUUGGACUCGACUGGGUCGCCAAUCAGGAUCGGUCGAGGUCCUUUCUGGUUUUGAGGCUCAGCAGGCCUGAGAACGAUGAGUUGAACACGCUCUUGUCAGCGUGCAAUGGCAUCGCGCGACAGUUUCAAGUCCCCACGCUCUACGACGACGCUGAUGAUGGAAUAUCGAAACGCUCGCGCCGAAACGUUGAUAGGUCGGGCGCGUUUCAUAUCAGUAUUGCUUGGACUUUGCAGGUGCCGGACGAUCAGAAACAAAAGCAACAGCAAGUCAGGGAUCUUGGGGUGGAUGAAUGGCGUGGACUAAAAAUCAAAUUCUCGCUUUUGAAGCUCAAAAUCGGCAGUUCUGUUACGGACAUUCCGUUUGUGAAACGUUGA